This is a messenger RNA of Diversispora eburnea, 375 nucleotides long. The record is from the annotation of a GenBank genome assembly. NCBI's taxonomy places the organism in Eukaryota, Fungi, Glomeromycota, Glomeromycetes, Diversisporales, Diversisporaceae.
AUGGCAACAACUUCUGCAUCUUCUGCAUCAUCUUCAUCAUCAGCUGAAGUCACAAAAUUAAAUCCUGAAUAUUAUCAUUUACCAGAAUUAGAUUCACUUGAUACUGUUUAUGAUGUUUGGAAUGAAUGGAAUGUGGGACUUAAUGGGAAUCCAUCAGUAAUUACAUUAUUAGAAACUUAUGGAACCACUUGGGCCAGUGAAAAUAAAGAUCCUUUAAUUGCUCGUAAAAAAAUUAUAAAGGAAAUACAAGUAAGGAUAAAUAAUGAUUUGGCAAUUGAUGAAGUUAUUAAUGAUAUGGAAAGAAUGAAAGCUGGUCAAGGUUUAAGUUGGCUAUCAAAGAAAUUUGGAAAAAAAAGAGAUUCUACAAAUAGAUAA